AUGGAGGGCUUCACCGGAGGGGAUGAAUACCAGAAGCACUUCCAGCCCCGCGACUACCUGGCCACCUACUACAACUUGCAGAGUGGACCCUCGGCCGAGGCAGAGAUGCUCAGGUUUUACCUGGAGUGUCUGCACAAGACCUUUGGCCCUGGGGGACUCCGGGGGGACACGCUGAUCGACAUUGGCUCGGGCCCCACCAUCUACCAAGUGCUCUCCGCCUGCGAGGCCUUCGGGGACAUCACGAUGUCUGACUUCACUGACCGCAACAGGGAGGAGCUGCAGAAAUGGCUCAAGAAGGAGCCGGGGGCUUAUGACUGGACCCCGGUGGUGAAAUAUGCCUGUGAGCUGGAGGGCGACAGCGACAGGUGGCAGGAGAAGGAGGAGAAGCUGCGGGCAGUGGUGAGGCGGGUGCUCAAGUGUGACGCCAACCUGGCCAACCCCUUGGCCCCGGCUGUGCUGCCCCCGGCUGACUGCGUGCUCACGUUGCUGGCCAUGGAGGCUGCCUGCUGCAGCCUGGACGCCUACCGCACGGGGCUGCGCAACCUGGCCUCGCUGCUCAAGCCCGGCGGCCACCUGGUGACGGCCGUCACGCUCGGCCUCUCGUCCUACAUGGUGGGGAAGCGAGAGUUCUCCUGCCUGGCCCUGGGGAAGGAGGAGGUGCAGCAGGCAGUCCUGGAUGCCGGCCUCCACAUCCAGCAUGUCCUGCACAGCCCCAAGAGCUACACAGCCUCCAGUGCGGCCAACACCGGAGGGGUCUGCUUCCUGGUGGCCUGCAAGAAGCCGGGCCCUGAGGUGCCAGGGUCAGCACAGGCGCCCACCCCUCCCCGGGCUACAAUAGGCUAGCUGUGGGUAGGAGAAGCUCCCAGCCGCUUUCAGCUUUCAGCACUCACCUCCCAUCUUUGCGAGUUCUGAGAGCCCAGCAUCCUUGCUGCAGGACACUAGGCUCUCACUAUACUUGGUCCUAGUACCCUGCUGAGGAUUAUUCCUGCCCUAGGAUGUAAGGCUCACAGCUGGCCGCUCACGCACCCAGGGGCAUCUUCACUUCCAGCAUCUUUGUUGCUAUGCUUCUAAUUCUGCUUCUAAAACCCCUUCUGUUUCUUUUGGUUUAAUCCCCCUGCUUAACACUAUUCUAUUUACAUAACUAAGCACCACCCUGCCUACAGGGCACUGGUUUAAUCCCCACUGGUUCAUGAUGUCUUUUUGCUCCGCCCCCUCUCGUAGUCACCCUGAUUUGCACCAGUCACUUUUCGCUCCACCCUCUCUAUGUCACAUCCUGUUUACACCCUACUUGGCUAGUAUAUUAGUUUAGUUUUAGCCUAGCUUGGUUUGGAUUGCGCUGCGUUCUACAUGAAUAAAGAGAUACUGCGAACAGCUCA
Molecule: messenger RNA, 1376 nt
Organism: Erinaceus europaeus (western European hedgehog)
Lineage: Eukaryota; Metazoa; Chordata; Mammalia; Eulipotyphla; Erinaceidae
Gene: INMT
Product: indolethylamine N-methyltransferase
Exons: 3
Coding region: 1-843 (280 amino acids)
Cellular component (GO): cytosol
Molecular function (GO): amine N-methyltransferase activity; N-methyltransferase activity
Source: RefSeq, a predicted model, not a curated record